Cynoglossus semilaevis (tongue sole) is the source of this 3115-nucleotide messenger RNA. It is a transcript of the gene otol1b, whose product is annotated as otolin 1b. The transcript has 6 exons. Lineage: Eukaryota; Metazoa; Chordata; Actinopteri; Pleuronectiformes; Cynoglossidae. The coding region runs from base 1537 to 2973 and encodes 478 amino acids. Gene Ontology annotation, molecular function: protein binding. The record is from RefSeq and is a predicted model, not a curated record.
GUUCACGGCUGCUGCCAAUUAAGGUGAUUCUGACUCGAACCACAGUAAAGUUUCGCUUUUCCUGUUUCUCUCAGGCCUGGUUUCAUGGUAACAUUUCAGUCGAACUUCAGGACACAUGUUUGUGAACUAAGGUUCAUAGUGAAGUUAGUCGAAAUGGAGUGAAGAAAAUAAGGAACUUUAGUGUCUUUUACCAGGAACUGGACGUCAGUCACAGACGACAGAAAAGACAAGAAAAAACUAGUCAUGGAGGCCGUUCAUUACCAGAGCCAGGGAAAUGGAAAGGGGCAAGUCAAGGACACAUCACCUGAGCUCCUGGGAAGAAGGAGAAGGAGGAAAAAUGUAAAGGGAGGAAAAGAGAUAAAGACGUGUAGGAGCAGAGAGACGGAGUUCAAACAAAGACAAUCUCCAUCCCCCCCUUCCCUGUCCACCAAAUUAAUUUGCUUUCUUCCUGUUCCCUCAUAGCUGGUCACUGAUCUCCCUGAGGUCCAUGACCAGCUGAAGCGUGUCCUGCUCCUCCAACAUUCAUUUCCAGUGGAAAGUUGAAGGUUGCCAGCAAACAACUUGCCAAAAAUCACUUUUUGACAAACGCCCAUUGCUCUCCUGUUACGCCGAAAAGAAGGAGUCAUUGUGCUGCCACACAGUAUAAAUCAUAGUUAGCAAAUGUCGCCGCCAGUGGUAUGUUCGGGUUCAAGUGGGGAAAGUUGAUCAGAGCGAGCGGGCGAGCAUCACAACUGCCGUGAUUUAAGGCUGAUAGGCUGCUUCCUCACCAGCAGCUGUGGUUCAGUGGCCAUGGAGAGAGGAGAUCAGUGAUCUUCAGACUCCAGCUUUCCUCUAGAUGUUCAUCAAAUACCAGCAGAAUGGAGUUACUAAGCUGACUGAGCUCCGUGCCAGUGUGAAGAUCCUGUUUUAAGCCAUUUUAAAUUAGUUCUCGCCUGUUUGUCAGAAAGGUUCACCUGCGUAUUUCCUUAGAGAACAAUAUGAUAAAAGGUUUGAAUCCUGUCUGCAGCUACACACAAGCACAAUCGCACACCUGAUAGAGACCACUGUAGUUCACUGGCCUCUGUCAGGGACCCCUCUUUACCUGGUAUUGUCCCACCACAGGAGCCUGGGUAGCAGGUUGGAUGUUGGAGAAAUGCCUCAGAUAUCAGGUGACCAGUUGCCCCACGGCCUUUGCUCCUCGCCCAGCUCGCAGUGAUGGAGAGCUCCUGGCUGCCGCUGUAUCCCGUGUCACAAAAGCACCUUUCUACACAAGAGGGGUACAGAGAAUGGGCCACAGCACACUGGUUCGCCUUGGGUCGGAUCCAGCCCGCCGUAGUUGGAUUUCAAGACCUCCCCCACUGCUGCAGGAGAACACUUUCAUUGGUGGGGAUGUUCUUUCAGCCCUAACCUGGCAAAGAUAUCAGAGCAGAGCUGGAACUUUGGAUCUGAGACACCGAGGAAGGAUGAAGGACCACACUGCACGUCUCUGGAUGAAGGAUUAAAAUCCCUGCUGUAAAUAGGAACAAAACAAAGUCUGCAGCGUGAACUCCACCAACCAUGAGGAUCAUCUGGAGUCAGCUGACCAUCGUGGCUCUAGUCGUGGUCUCUCUCACUCUGUUGUGCUGCGCCGAGGCAAAGACGACACCGAAGCCCAAGUACACAAAGAAACCAGUCUCUCAGAUCACGGUGCACAGCCCUGUGACCACCAACGUCCCCAAGACUCUCAAGAUACUGCCCACGGCCCCUGUGGAGCCCCAACCAGCACCUGGCCAAGGUCACAACUUACCUCAGAUGCACUCUGGGAGCACUGCCCCCCCUGGUGUUGGCCUUGAUAACUACACCAUGGAUUAUAAUGAAUGUUACUUUAACUUCUGUGAGUGCUGCCCCCCCGAAAAAGGCCCCAGGGGGGCAAAGGGAGACACUGGAUUGCCGGGGCCACCAGGUGAGAGAGGCCUUCAAGGAGCUGCUGGGUUACCAGGACCAGCGGGUGUGAUCGGUUCUGUGGGACCAAAAGGAGCCAAAGGUGACAGAGGAGAGAGAGGAAACAUGGGGGCAGCGGGCCCACCAGGAAGCCCAGGAAAACCAGGACUAAAAGGUGACUUUGGCUCAAAGGGUGAAAAGGGUGAUUUAGGUCCACAAGGACUCAGAGGGAGCAGUGGCGACAAAGGAGAACCAGGCCAGAAAGGAAACACGGGGGACAAAGGAGAACCAGGACUAGAGGGACCAGCAGGACCUCCAGGAGUGGCUGUUGGUCAAGGCCUUAAAGGAGACAAAGGAGACAGAGGGGACUGUAGUUCAUUAGGAGAGAAAGGAAUGAAAGGAGAGCAAGGAGAACCCGGACCCUCGGGCAUCCCUGGAAUGAUGGGCAUUCCAGGAAUGAACGGUAAGCACGGAGCCCCUGGGCCUGUUGGUAUCCGAGGAGACCAAGGACCGCCUGGUCCUCCAGGAGAACCAGGAGUAAGAGGGUCUCAGGGUCCACAAGGCAUUCGGGGGAUGCCCGGUCCAAAAGGAGACAGAGGUUACCACGGGAUGAGAGGUGAGCGAGGCAUUCGAGGAAUGAAAGGAGCCAAAGGGUCGGGGGUUCCCCAGAAACACUCGGCCUUCAGUGUGGGAAUCUCUCCAAGAAAAUCCUUCCCUCCCUCUGGAUUCCCGGUCCGCUUCGACAAAGUCUUCUACAACGACGAGAACCACUUCAACGUGACUUCAAACAGCUUCACCUGCGUCAUCCCCGGCGUCUACGUCUUCUCCUACCACAUCACCGUUCGCAACCAGCCCCUGAGAGCCACACUGGUGGUGAACGGGACGCGACGGGUGAGGACACGGGAUUCUCUGUAUGGUCAGGACAUUGACCAGGCCUCCACCCUGGUGGUGCUGCGGCUGGGAGCAGGAGACCAGGUCUGGAUGGAGACUCUCAGAGACUGGAACGGUGUGUAUGCGAGCAGUGAGGAUGACAGCAUCUUUUCUGGGUUCCUGCUUCAUCCAGACACUCCCUGAAAGUCCACUUUAGACCAGAGAGUCUCUUCUUCAACCUUUACUGACCCACGAGGACUGUGUCUGAGACAAGACCAAGGGCUGGUGGAGCCACGUUACCACUAUUUACUCCUGAACUGAACGUCUGUCAGAUUAUUUUAUUGUU